Priapulus caudatus is the source of this 1880-nucleotide messenger RNA. Its product is annotated as Golgi-associated PDZ and coiled-coil motif-containing protein-like. The record is from RefSeq and is a predicted model, not a curated record. Gene Ontology annotation, biological process: negative regulation of protein localization to cell surface. NCBI's taxonomy places the organism in Eukaryota, Metazoa, Priapulida, Priapulimorpha, Priapulimorphida, Priapulidae. Gene Ontology annotation, cellular component: Golgi apparatus; trans-Golgi network transport vesicle; membrane. Gene Ontology annotation, molecular function: transmembrane transporter binding.
CAAACAUGGCAUCUUAUAAGUCGUUUGAAUGGUUGGACCUGUUAGAAAAAGAAUUUGAUAAAGCUUACGUAGACUUAGAUAUGGUUUUAGGGGAGAUAGACAGUGAACAAUGUGAAUUAACUUAUGAAGGAAGAGAAAAAAUAACGGCAUUAAGCUCUGCUUUUGCUCAGGUGUGCCAUAAGAGCCAAGUACUUUAUCACAAUAACUCCAAAUUAGAGAAUUCAACAAAUACAACUGCUGGGCAGAGACAUGAGAGGUAGCGAGCAUGACAGGCUGUGGAAUCAGUUGGAGGCUGAGAUUCACCUUCACCGGCACAAAACUGUAAUUAGAGCUUGCAGGGGACGAAAGAGCCUCAAAAAGAAGCUUCCAGUUCCCCCAUGCCAUGAUCUCCAGAGGCUUCGAAAAAGGCAAGGAAUAGGUGAGGAACGUACAGUUACACUCAUCAAGGGCAUUGACGAAGGUCUUGGAAUGUCUAUAACUGGAGGUCGUGAGCACGGAGUCCCCAUUUUGAUCUCAGAAAUCCAUGAGGGACAGCCAGCUGACCGUUGUCGUGGACUCUAUAUUGGGGAUGCUAUUUUGGAAGUGAAUGGCAUUGAUCUGAAAGAUACAAAACACUCGCAAGCAGUUCAAGUGUUAUCACAGCAGCAAGGGGAGAUAGAGCUCAAGGUUGUGUUCGUUGCACCAGAUGAGAGCAGUGGUGAUGAGGAUGACAACAAUGACAUUGUAUCUCCACUUAGUAGGCAUACCGAGUGUGGUGACAGUGAGAACUGUUCACACGAAGACAGCAGUAGUGCCAACGCAUCUCCUGCUCAUCCAUUACUGUCUAAUGGGGACCACACUAGUUGCCCACAUGUUGGCAGUGUGCCACAGGUGCUUGCACAAACAGUGAGUACUGCGGCACAGGGUGGUAACUUGCCUGAAUCGGCAGCUAAAAGUGCCAAAGAAAAUUCUGUGCAUGCCUCUGUCACCUGUCCAUGAUGUCGUGCAUCCUCUCACCUAUAGGAAAGCAUUCUAUGGCUGCAUGGUCCGGUGCAAAUGAUAAACAAACGAUAUCCGGAGAAGGUGAAGAAAGCUAUGUGUGAGUUCUACAACGUGAUAAACAGUGGUGGAACCCUAGUCACACUAGUUACAGCAUCAGACAUAAAUAAAUAGGUCAUCAUCUCUACCUCUAUAAUAUUGGAUCUACAGUGGUUCUACCAACCAGUUCUAUGACAUCUAAAACAGUGGUGAAUCUCUUAACUCGUUAAGUUUGAUGCCAAUACUUAGUGGACCAGCACAGCUGAUAUGUAAUAAUGAAAUCAGGAGACACCUGACAGAUAGCAUAGCUGGCAUGGCACAAGCAUGGCCAUCCAUGUCAUGCCUAUCAGUUAACUUGUGCCACCAGGUGCACACAGAGGUAAUAUACUACAUCUAUACCUAAUUUACACAGUGAAAGAGGUUUACAAACUUCUAACGGGGCUGGUUCUAGAGAAAAAGCACUAGUGACAAUGAUAUAAAUGUUACUUGGAAUGUGUUUAUGGCCCAACAGUGACUAGGCAUUGUCAUAUCCAUGUCUUGGGUAAUGCGUGCGGUGUUUGGUUAAGUUCACGAGGAGAGAGACAGAGCAUACUGGUGUCAUAAUCCCGUGUAGACAUAUACACACGUCAGUAGUGGUCGAUCAGACAAAAUUAUAUUUAUUUUUAACUUAAUUUAAAUCACGCAUUCACUACAUGUAUAAAAUUAUAUGUCGCAGCGGUGAGAAAACUUCUAUGUGUGUACCUGUCUACGGGAGAGCACUACAUUGUCUAGGUGCUGCUAAAGAUGUUGUCACACUUAGUUUUCACGAGAAUUGUUUCAUGAAAGCUGAAUAAUUAUGUGGCCGGAUGGCGAUCUUUGGGUAA